Molecule: messenger RNA, 1113 nt
Organism: Phytophthora sojae
Lineage: Eukaryota; Oomycota; Peronosporomycetes; Peronosporales; Peronosporaceae
Exons: 6
Coding region: 1-1113 (370 amino acids)
Molecular function (GO): D-cysteine desulfhydrase activity
Source: RefSeq, a predicted model, not a curated record
AUGCUCAAGUGCGUCCCGUUCGCCCCGCCCGCGUGGGCCUCUGCGCUGCGCCGCCCACCGGCUCAGAAGCUCCGCCUGGGCCACUUCCCCACGCCCAUCCUGCCGUUCACGCCGCCCGGCCUGCCCGAGGGCGUGCGUUUGUUCAUCAAGCGCGACGACUUCAGCGGCAUGGAGACAUCCGGCAACAAGAUCCGCAAGCUCGAGUUCCUGCUGGCCGAGGCGCUGGAGCAGAAGGCCGACUGCAUCGUCACGUGCGGCGGCAUCCAGAGCAACCACUGCAGAGCGACGGCUGCGGUCGCCAGGAUGCUGGGACUCGACUCGUACCUGCUGCUCCGCACCAACAAACCGGACGAGGACCCGGGGCUCGUCGGCAACGUGCUCUUCGACCGAAUGCUGGAUGCCAACCUGAUUCAGAUGUCGAGGCAAGAGUACGGCAAGUACGGGAGUGAAGCUAUGAUCAAGCGCACUUGUGAGCGACUGAAGAAGGAAGGCCGACGUCCGUAUGCGAUCCCAGUGGGCGGGAGCAACGGUCUGGGCACGUGGGGCUACAUCGAAGCUAUUGAGGAGAUCAACAGCCAAUUGAAGGAGUACGACUUGCCGGUGACGGACAUCGCGUUCGCGUGUGGUAGCGGAGGCACUGCUGCUGGCAUUGGGCUUGGGACCUACCUUUAUGCCAAGGCUCACCCGAACGCAGCUCUUAUCUUCGAUACGAAGAUCCCGGCUCACGCAUACAUCGUUUGCGACAACGACGAGUACUUUCACGGCCACAUCGACAACCAGAUUCUGCCUGCGAUGGGCGUGCCGUCCGACAUCUCGUCGCGGCAGUUUUUGCAGAUCACAAACGCGCAGGGAACAGGCUACGCGCGCAGCACCAAGAAAGAGCUCGAGUUCAUCUACAGCGUGAGCCGCUCGACGGGUGUGCUCAUGGACCCCGUGUACUCGGGCAAAGCGCUUUUCCACCUCAUCCGAGAGCUGAACGAGGCCCCAGAGAAAUUCGUGGGCAAGAACAUCCUCUUCGUGCACACGGGCGGGCAGUUCGGCAUGUACGACAAGGUGGACGCGCUGCAGGAGGUCAUCCGCCAGGACCAAGUGAACCGUUUUGCUAUGGAGUGA